CGCGCGUCCCGCCGCCCACCAUGAGCGACGAGAGCCGCGGGGACCUGGAGAAGCAGCUCCGCCUGCGAGUGUGCGUGCUCAGCGAGCUGCAGAAGACUGAGCGGGACUAUGUGGGCACGCUGGAGUUCCUGGUGUCGGCAUUCUUACACCGAAUGAACCAGUGUGCAGCAUCAAAAGUUGACAAAAAUGUCACAGAGGAAACAGUGAAGAUUCUGUUCUCAAACAUUGAAGAUAUCCUUGCAGUACAUAAGGAAUUCUUAAAAGUGGUGGAAGAAUGCUUACAUCCUGAACCUAAUCCUCUGCAAGAAGUGGGAACCUGCUUCCUUCACUUUAAAGACAAGUUUCGUAUCUAUGAUGAAUAUUGUAGUAACCAUGAGAAGGCACAAAAAUUGCUUCUUGAACUGAACAAAAUUAGAACCAUCCGGACAUUUCUUUUGAACUGCAUGCUACUUGCAGGACGGAAGAACACAGAUGUCCCCCUGGAAGGAUAUUUAGUAACACCAAUACAAAGAAUAUGCAAGUACCCCCUCCUUUUGAAGGAGUUGCUGAAGCGGACUCCAAGGAAACACAGUGACUACGCAGCCGUGAUGGAAGCCCUCCAAGCCAUGAAAGCUGUCUGUUCCAACAUCAACGAGGCCAAGAGACAGAUGGAGAAGUUAGAAGUGCUGGAGGAAUGGCAGUCUCACAUCGAAGGCUGGGAGGGGUCUAACAUCACCGACACCUGUACUGAAAUGCUAAUGUGUGGAGUCUUACUGAAAAUCUCUUCCGGAAAUAUUCAAGAACGGGUGUUUUUUCUUUUUGAUAAUCUUCUGGUGUAUUGCAAAAGAAAACACAGACGGUUGAAGAAUAGCAAGGCGUCUACAGAUGGACAUCGGUAUCUUUUUCGUGGCCGGAUCAACACAGAGGUGAUGGAAGUGGAGAACGUGGAUGAUGGCACAGCUGACUUCCAUAGCAGUGGACACAUUGUGGUUAAUGGAUGGAAGAUACAUAACACAGCAAAGAACAAAUGGUUUGUGUGCAUGGCAAAAACGCCUGAAGAGAAACAUGAAUGGUUAGAAGCUAUUUUGAAAGAAAGAGAAAGACGAAAAAGUUUAAAAUUAGGAAUGGAGCAAGACACCUGGGUAAUGAUCUCCGAACAGGGUGAGAAACUCUAUAAAAUGAUGUGCAGACAAGGAAAUCUGAUCAAAGACAGAAAAAGAAAACUGACUACGUUUCCUAAAUGCUUUCUUGGAAGCGAAUUUGUGUCAUGGCUGUUGGAAAUUGGAGAGAUUCACAGGCCUGAAGAAGGUGUUCACUUGGGACAAGCUUUAUUAGAAAAUGGAAUUAUACACCAUGUUACUGAUAAACAUCAAUUCAAACCAGAACAGAUGUUAUAUAGAUUUCGUUAUGAUGACGGAACAUUUUAUCCAAGAAAUGAGAUGCAGGAUGUGAUUUCAAAGGGCGUAAGAUUAUAUUGCCGUCUUCAUAGUUUAUUUACUCCAGUGAUAAGAGAUAAAGAUUACCAUUUAAGGACAUACAAAUCUGUAGUCAUGGCCAACAAACUGAUAGACUGGUUAAUUGCACAGGGGGAUUGCCGCACCAGGGAAGAAGCAAUGAUAUUUGGCGUUGGACUCUGUGACAAUGGAUUUAUGCACCAUGUCCUUGAAAAAAGUGAAUUCAAAGAUGAACCUCUACUUUUCCGUUUUUUUGCGGACGAAGAAAUGGAAGGAUCCAAUAUGAAACACCGACUUAUGAAACAUGAUUUAAAAGUUGUGGAAAAUGUUAUAGCGAAAUCAUUAUUGAUUAAAUCCAAUGAAGGCAGCUAUGGUUUUGGGUUAGAAGACAAAAAUAAAGUUCCAAUAAUUAAGUUGGUAGAAAAGGGGUCUAAUGCCGAGAUGGCUGGCAUGGAAGUUGGGAAGAAGAUUUUUGCUAUAAAUGGUGACCUAGUUUUUAUGAGACCUUUCAAUGAAGUGGAUUGCUUUCUGAAAUCCUGCUUAAACAGCAGAAAACCUCUAAGAGUUCUUGUGAGCACAAAGCCAAGGGAGACAGUGAAAAUCCCAGAUUCAGCUGAGGGACUUGGAUUCCAGAUCCGAGGAUAUGGCCCAUCGGUCGUGCAUGCGGUAGGAAGAGGAACUGUGGCCGCAGCAGCCGGUCUUCACCCUGGACAGUGUAUUAUCAAAGUCAAUGGGAUCAAUGUCAGCAAAGAGACACACGCCAGCGUUAUUGCACAUGUCACAGCCUGCAGGAAGUACAGGAGACCCAUGAAGCAAGAUUCCAUACAGUGGGUUUAUAACAGCCUUGAGAGUGCUCAAGAAGACCUUCAAAAGUCUAACACCAAACCCCCUGGAGAUGAAGCAGGGGAUGCUUUUGACUGCAAAGUAGAAGAGGUAAUUGACAAGUUCAACACCAUGGCCAUCAUCGACGGGAAGAAGGAGCACGUGAGUCUGACGGUGGAUAACGUGCACCUGGAGUAUGGGGUCGUGUACGAGUACGACAGCACCGCUGGGAUCAAGUGCAACGUGGUGGAGAAGAUGAUCGAGCCCAAAGGCUUCUUCAGCCUCACUGCCAAGAUUCUUGAAGCCCUGGCUAAAAGUGAUGAUCAUUUUGUACAAAACUGCACCAGCCUUAACUCUUUAAACGAAGUGAUUCCUGCUGAACUUCAGAGUAAAUUUAGUGCCAUUUGCAGUGAAAAAGUUGAACACAUAUGUCAGAGAAUAUCCAGUUACAAAAAGUUUUCUCGUGUACUAAAGAACAGAGCCUGGCCCACCUUUAAACAAGCCAAACCUAAAAUAUCCCCACUGCACAGCAGUGAUUUCUGCCCUACCAACUGCCAUGUCAAUGUGAUGGAAGUUUCUUACCCCAAAACAUCGACCUCCCUGGGGAGCGCAUUUGGUGUUCAGUUGGAUAGUAGUAGGAAGCAUAAUGCUCAAGACAAAGAAAACAGAUCUGAGCAAGGGAAACUGAACCCUAUGGUGUACAUUCAGCACACAAUCACAACCAUGGCGGCCCCUUCAGGCUUGUCUCUGGCACAGCAGGACGGGCACGGGCUUCGGUAUUUGUUAAAAGAAGAAGACUUAGAAACUCAAGACAUCUAUCUGAAACUGCUGGGCAAACUGCAGACCACCCUGAAAGAGGUGGAGAUGUGUGUUUGUCAAAUAGAUGAUCUUCUGUCUUCGAUAACAUCUUCUCCUAAAUUAGAACGGAAGACGCCCGAGUGCAUAGUCCCAGCGGACAGUGACAAUGAGAAGGGGGAAAGAAACAGCAAACGAGUCUGUUUCAAUGUGGCCGGAGACGAGCAGGAAGACUCAGGCCACGACACCAUUAGCAACAGAGACUCUUACAGCGACUGCAACAGCAACAGGAACUCCGCCGCCUCCUUCACCAGUGCCGGCAGCAGCCAGUGCAGCUCCUACUUCCACAGCGACGACAUGGACUCAGGUGAUGAACUUCCACUAAGCGUCCGCAUUUCUCAUGAAAAACAGGAUAAGAUACAUAGUUGCCUUGAGCAUCUUUUCAGCCAGGUGGAUUCAAUUACCAACCUCCUAAAAGGGCAAGCUGUGGUCAGAGCCUUUGAGCAAACCAAGGACCUCACCCCAGGUCGAGGAUUACAGGAAUUUCAGCAGGAGAUGGAACCAAAGCUGAGCUGUCCAAAAAGGUUGAGGCUUCACAUCAAGCAAGAUCCUUGGAAUCUUCCCAGCAGUGUCCGGAGUCUUGCCCAGAACAUCAGAAAGUUUGUUGAAGAGGUCAAGAGUAGGAUACUUCUGGCGCUUCUUGAAUAUUCAGACAGUGAGCCACAGCUCCGAAGAGACAUGGUUUUCUGCCAGAGUCUCGUGGCCACAGUCUGUGCCUUCUCCGAGCAGCUCAUGGCAGCCUUAAACCAGAUGUUUGACAACAGCAAGGACAAUGAGAUGGAAACGUGGGAAGCCAGCAGAAGGUGGCUGGACCAGAUUGCAAAUGCAGGUGUUCUUUUUCACUUUCAGUCCCUUCUGUCACCAAACUUGACAGAUGAACAGGCCAUGCUAGAAGAUACACUAGUUGCACUAUUUGAUUUGGAAAAGGUUUCUUUUUACUUUAAACCAUCAGAAGAGGAACCACUGGUUGCAAAUGUUCCUCUUACAUAUCAAGUGGAAGGAAGCCGGCAAGCUCUGAAAGUUUACUUCUAUAUUGAUAGUUACCACUUUGAACAGCUGCCUCAACGGUUGAAAAAUGGAGGAGGAUUCAAAAUUCAUCCUGUUCUUUUUGCACAAGCACUGGAGAGCAUGGAAGGAUAUUAUUAUAGAGACAAUGUUUCAGUGGAAGAAUUUCAAGCCCAAAUAAAUGCAGCCUCUUUGGAAAAGGUCAAACAAUACAACCAGAAGCUCAGGGCAUUCUACUUGGACAAGUCAAAUUCACCACCCAACUCCACCUCCAAGGCUGCCUAUGUCGAUAAGCUCAUGAGGCCUCUCAAUGCCUUGGAUGAACUUUACCGACUGGUAGCCUCGUUCAUCAGGUCCAAGCGCACGGCCGCCUGCGCGAACACAGCGUGCAGCGCCUCGGGCGUGGGGCUGCUGUCGGUGUCCUCGGAGCUGUGCAGCCGGCUGGGGGCCUGCCAUGUCAUCAUGUGCAACAGCGGCGUGCAUCGGUGCACCCUGAGCGUGACAGUGGAACAGGCCAUCAUUCUGGCCAGAAGCCACGGACUGCCUCCUCGCUACAUUAUGCAGGCUACAGAUGUGAUGCGGAAGCAGGGAGCAAGAGUUCAGAACACAGCAAAGAAUUUGGGAGUCAGAGACCGAACCCCACAGUCUGCUCCCAGGCUGUACAAGCUGUGUGAGCCACCUCCCCCCGCUGGAGAAGAAUGAAGAACCAGGCGAGCAGAGCUUCUGAACAUUGGACCAGACCACGGACAGCCUGGCCACCCAUUCUCCAGCUGAUGAAAGAAUGAUUUUUUUUUUCUCUCUAAAAUUUUCACCAUGGUAUAAAUAACCAAUGUUCAGCUCCUACUUAGAUAUUUGU
This is a messenger RNA of Molossus molossus (Pallas's mastiff bat), 4971 nucleotides long. It is a transcript of the gene PREX2, whose product is annotated as phosphatidylinositol-3,4,5-trisphosphate dependent Rac exchange factor 2. The transcript has 40 exons. Bases 21 to 4817 code for a protein of 1598 amino acids. Gene Ontology annotation, biological process: intracellular signal transduction. Gene Ontology annotation, molecular function: guanyl-nucleotide exchange factor activity; protein binding. Lineage: Eukaryota; Metazoa; Chordata; Mammalia; Chiroptera; Molossidae. The record is from RefSeq and is a predicted model, not a curated record.